This is a messenger RNA of Ailuropoda melanoleuca (giant panda), 2433 nucleotides long. It is a transcript of the gene MGAT4C, whose product is annotated as MGAT4 family member C. The transcript has 8 exons. Gene Ontology annotation, molecular function: acetylglucosaminyltransferase activity. Gene Ontology annotation, biological process: protein N-linked glycosylation. The record is from RefSeq and is a predicted model, not a curated record. Bases 292 to 1929 code for a protein of 545 amino acids. NCBI's taxonomy places the organism in Eukaryota, Metazoa, Chordata, Mammalia, Carnivora, Ursidae.
UGCUCUAUGCACACAGGAACACCAGAUUGCCAUCCCUGGGGAACAGAAUGCAACCAGGGAUCUGGAGAGCUGUCACAUUCCAAGAAAUAUUUAAAUUGUGCUGAUUUUCUUCUGGAGAACUGAGCCCAGGGAAUGAAACUCUCCAUCAAGUCAUAGCUUUGCGGGCAAUAGAUCAGAGGAUAUUGCCAGUUUUCUAAUGGAUUAUUGUUAUCGGGCAGGUUUUCUCUGAAGCUUCUCAGCUGCUGUUACAUCCUUCUUGGAUGGGGACUGGAGAUCAGCCAGAUCAGUUGUAUGCACAAAGCCGCUUUGGAUCUGUCUUUUCAAACAAGAGCUGCAGAAAACGUUAUAGCAAGGUUGACGCUUUAUUCCACUCUGAUUCACCCAGAAAGCACAACCCUGAUUUUGCCUGAGAAAGACUACCAACAGGACCUGAAAUUGUAUCAACAUUUUCUGUACAGGACAGAUUAUGACAGCUUCUUUCUUAAGGAUAGAAUGUUUAAAUUUUGUCAAAUGAAGCAUAUUUUUGAAAUACUCGAUAAAAUGAGAUGCCUGCGAAAACGUUCCACGGUGUCGUUCUUGGGAGUUCUUGUCAUUUUCCUUCUCUUUAUGAACUUGUACAUUGAAGACAGCUAUGUUCUGGAAGGAGACAAACAACUUAUAAGGGAAACAUCCACACAUCAGCUGAAUUCAGAACGUUAUGUGCACACUUUCAAAGAUUUCUCUAAUUUCUCAGGAGCCAUCAACGUCACCUAUCGCUACUUAGCUGCCACACCUCUACAAAGAAAGCGGUUUCUUACAAUCGGACUUUCGUCAGUGAAACGAAAAAAAGGAAACUAUUUACUUGAGACAAUCAAGUCAAUUUUUGAGCAAUCCAGCUAUGAAGAGCUGAAGGAAAUUUCAGUGGUGGUUCACCUAGCGGACUUUAAUUCAUCCUGGCGUGAUGUCAUGGUCCAGGAUAUUACACAGAAAUUUGCCCACCAUAUUAUUGCAGGAAGAUUAAUAGUUAUACAUGCUCCAGAGGAAUAUUACCCAAUCCUGGAUGGCCUUAAAAGAAAUUACAAUGAUCCAGAAGACAGAGUCAGAUUUCGUUCUAAGCAAAAUGUAGAUUAUGCUUUUCUGCUUAAUUUUUGUGCCAAUACUUCAGACUAUUAUGUAAUGCUUGAAGAUGAUGUUCGAUGCUCAAAAAAUUUCUUAACUGCUAUCAAGAAAGUCAUUACAUCCCUAGAAGGAACCUACUGGGUAACUCUUGAGUUCUCUAAGCUUGGCUACAUUGGAAAACUUUAUCAUUCUCAUGAUCUCCCACGUUUGGCACACUUUUUAUUAAUGUUUUAUCAAGAAAUGCCUUGUGAUUGGUUACUGACUCAUUUUAGGGGUCUUUUAGCUCAGAAGAAUGUGAUCCGUUUUAAACCAUCUCUCUUUCAGCACAUGGGUUAUUAUUCUUCAUAUAAAGGAACUGAGAAUAAGCUGAAGGAUGAUGAUUUUGAAGAGGAGUCAUUUGACAUCCCUGAUAACCCUCCUGCAAAUCUUUAUACCAACAUGAAUGUUUUUGAAAAUUAUGAAGCAAGCAAGGCUUACAGUAGUGUUGAUGAGUACUUUUGGGGGAAACCACCUUCAGCAGGAGACGUCUUUGUGAUUAUAUUUGAAAAUCCAAUUUUAAUUAAAAAAAUUAAAGUGAGUACUGGAACAGAAGAUCGGCAAAAUGACAUUUUGCAUCAUGGAGCCCUAGAUGUUGGGGAAAAUGUUGUAGAUUUCAAACAAAGUAGACAAUGUGUUACUUACUUAAGACUAGGGGAAUUCAAAAGUGGAAACUUUGAAAUGUCAGAGGUGAAUCAAAAAAUUCCAUUUGAUAUAAAUUGUAUAAGGAUAUAUGUUACCAAAACACAAAAGGAAUGGCUGAUUAUUAGGAGUAUUAGUAUUUGGACUUCUUAGCCAAUUAAAUCGAUACAUCCAGUUUCUGAAGCAGGCUUUCCUGUUUCCUUUUUUGCUAUCUUCCUCUUUUCCUACUUUUGUCCGUUGGAGGGAAAGCAAUGGAUGGGAUAUUUUCAAAGAAAAGUCUAUCAUUUUAGCAGUUUUGAUUUACAUAUUGUCAACAUAAUUUUAUUUCAAUCCACACUUGUAUUUAUUUUAACUCCUGAAGUUGAAUAUCAGUCCACAGUAAUGCUACUUUCAUUUAUAUUUUUAAUGUGAUCAUGUUAGUUCCAAAAUUUCAAGUAAAUGUAAAAAGGUGACACGAAGGAUUUAAAAUGACAAAAUUUAGUUUGAUGGAUGGUGAGUCUUGAAAAAUAGUUGCCAACUGUAUGCUCUUCUCAAGAAUUAAACAUUCAUUAUAUCAUCAGAUAGCUUUUAUUAAGCAUCUGUGUGAAUAUGCAGUUGGUUAGAAUGAUAAUUUUUUUUCUUGUAAACAUAGGUUUUCAUAGACUUCUGUCCAACUAC